This is a messenger RNA of Amblyraja radiata (thorny skate), 2009 nucleotides long. RefSeq names its product NACHT, LRR and PYD domains-containing protein 3-like. The coding region runs from base 52 to 1878 and encodes 608 amino acids. NCBI's taxonomy places the organism in Eukaryota, Metazoa, Chordata, Chondrichthyes, Rajiformes, Rajidae. The transcript is spliced from 8 exons. The record is from RefSeq and is a predicted model, not a curated record. Gene Ontology annotation, cellular component: cytoplasm.
GACAAAAUACUGAAAGAAAUCCAGGAGCUCGGUCCUGAUCCAGAAGAAUACAUGAACAUCAUCGGAGGUUUAACUGAAUUACCCUCUCAUAUGGAAGAUGUUCAACAGAAACACAAGGAGACACUGAAGGCACAGACUGAAACACUGAGCGUGAACACCAUCCUGAUGAAUGAGAAGGUUAAGGAUUUCCAGCUGCGUGAUGGAUACGCUGAGCUCACAAUCAUCUCCACUGUUCGAGAUCGGACACUGGUGGAACAUGAGCUGCUGGCAAGAGGCCGGGACCAUGAAGAGUGGAGAGAGAAAUGUCUCCGGGGAAAACUGGAAAAAAUCAGGACUGAUCAAUUGUUCCACAGCAGCUUUUCCCGGAGGAUAUCCCGAUCUGGGAGUUCAGCAUCAGUGUCCGGAGUAGCGGGGAUCGGAAAAACAACAAUGGUGCAAAAGAUUGUUCAUGACUGGGCCACGGCGAAAAUAUACCAACAAUUCCAGUUUGUCUUCAGUUUCAAAUUCCGGGAUUUGAACUCAAUUAACUGCAGAGUAACCCUGAGGGAAUGUAUUCUGGAUCAGUAUCCUUACUUUGGUAAUAUGCUAGGAGAGGUCUGGAAGAACCCAGAGGGAUUGCUGUUUAUAUUCGACGGUCUGGAUGAAUUCAAGGGUAGAAUCGAUUUUGCUGACAGUCGGAGAGACACAGAACCUCGGCACCAGUGUCCAGAUCCCGAGUGGUGGUGUGAAGUGUCUGACAUUGUGUACAAUUUAAUCCAGCACAAGCUGCUCCCAGGGUGUUCAGUGCUAGUGACCACCCGCCCCACUGCGUUACAUUUACUGGAAAAGGCAGAGAUCAGUGUCAGGGCUGAAAUCCUGGGAUUUGAUAGUGAGGAACGGAAGCAAUAUUUCACCAGCGGGUUCCUGGUGGAACUUUUGGAGAGAGAGGAUUCAGCCCGGAGCGUGGUGUACACCUUCCCGCACCUCACCAUCCAAGAGUUUGUAGCCGCACUCGCACAAUACCUGACUGCAGAUCCCGGGAAUAUCGUGACAAUCCUCAUUAAAGUCGAUGGCAUGAGAGACGGGCGAUUUGAAGUGUUUCUCCGUUUUGUCGCUGGUCUCUCCUCCCCACGGACAGCUUGCAUCCUGGAGGAGUUUCUGGGUCCAGUUCCAAACCAAACAACCUGCCGAGUGAUUGACUGGGUGAAGGAGGAGGUUAAAUGUCAGAUAAGAAAUACAAGUAGAACUGGUAAAAGGAGGCUCCUGAACUCGCUGCACUACCUGUUUGAGUCUCAGAAUCCUGAACUGGCUCAGCAGACAUUGGGAUCUGUGAAAUUGCUUUCAUUCUGUACACUGGUAAUGAACCCGAUUGACUGUGCGGUCCUGUCUCAUGUCAUCAGGCUCUGUGAUACAAUCAAACACCUCGAUCUGUGGAACUGCUACAUUCAGUGUGAAGGUUUCCAGCGGCUGGGACCGGUUCUGCACAAGUGUCAGGAAUUGGGACUGGGAGGCAACGACCUGGGAGAUUCUGGAGUGAAACUGGUGUCUGCGGCUCUGAGGAACCCGGACUGUAAAAUACAGAGACUGAGGCUGGACAGUGUCGGUCUCACAGAUUCUGGAGCCGAGGAUCUCGUCUCCACUCUCAGUGCAAACCGCUCACUGUUGGAGCUGGACCUGAGAUACAACUCUCUUACAGACCGAUGUGUCCCCGCUGUCCGCCGCCUCAUACUGACCCACCCGAGUCUGGAGCUGAUCUGGCUGGGAGAGAAUCAGUUCAGUGAAGAUGGACGGAAGCAACUGGAGAAUCUGAGGAGAAUCAGACCCGGACUGAGAGUGGACGUCAGAUCAUCUCGGGAACCGAAAUUAACACUAAUAGGCAAAUUCUACUAUCGUCGUUGACCAGGCACAUCAUCAUGGCAGAAAAGCAAAGUCGGAUUGAGAGCAGUGCCUCGACGGAAUGUUAACCCGCCGAAGAGGAAAGGGAACAAUGUUAGUCCUGAGUGAGAGGAAUAAGAGACGUGGUUCACGGC